CGGAAAUCAACAUGGUCAUUGUACUGCUUUCUCUUUCUAGUUUUCAAAAUAAAGAGAGACAAAUUUAAAUUCAACGCACAUCCUUUUUUUUUAUUUUUUAUUUUAUUUAUUAUCAAUAAACAUUCUUCCAUACUACAUGUACUAUAUGCCAACUUAUCAAUUUAAUUGAAUACAUACAUUGUAAAAAAAGCACCUAGACUGUGACGUCUGUAUGUGCAAAGUAGUCUAUACAUAAGUAGGUACUAGUAAAACUAGCAAAACCAUGUGAUCUGUGAACAACAUUAGGUUGGUCUGACCAAACGAAACAAAUUAUAGCAAAAUGUGCGAAGAAGAAGUUUCGGCCUUGGUAGUUGAUAACGGAUCGGGUAUGUGCAAAGCAGGAUUUGCAGGGGAUGAUGCACCCCGUGCUGUUUUUCCUAGUGUCGUUGGAAGACCCAGAUAUCAGGGUGUAAUGGUUGGAAUGGGUCAAAAAGACUCCUACGUCGGAGACGAAGCUCAAACCAAACGAGGAAUUUUAACUGUAAAAUACCCAAUAGAGCAUGGAAUAAUAAAUAACUGGGAUGACAUGGAAAAGAUUUGGCAUCAUACGUUCUACAACGAACUUCGAGUCUCUCCAGAAGAACAUCCCGUUCUCCUAACCGAAGCCCCACUAAACCCGAAAAUCAACAGAGAAAAAAUGACUCAAAUUAUGUUUGAAACUUUUGGCUCUCCAGCUAUGUACGUUGCAAUCCAAGCAGUACUUUCUUUGUAUGCUUCCGGACGGACCACUGGAAUCGUUAUGGAUUCUGGAGACGGUGUUUCACACACCGUACCCAUUUAUGAAGGCUACGCGUUACCGCACGCAAUCCUUCGUCUUGAUCUUGCUGGUAGAGACUUGACCGAUUACCUGAUGAAGAUUUUAACGGAACGAGGCUACAGUUUUACUACGACAGCCGAAAGGGAGAUCAUCAGGGACCUCAAGGAGAAAAUUUGCUUUGUCACUCUGGAUUUUGAAAAAGAUUUAGCUCUGGCAACUACUUCGAGUUGUUUCGAGAAAUCUUACGAGCUUCCCGAUGGCCAAAUAAUUACUUUGGGUAAUGAAAGGUUUAGGUGUCCAGAAGCGAUGUUUCAGCCAGCUUUAUUAGGUAUGGAAUCACCAGGAAUAGCGGAAACAACAUUCAAUUCCAUAAUGCGUUCGGACAUGGAUAUCCGUAAAGAUUUAUACGCAAACACUGUCCUUUCGGGCGGCAGCACCAUGUUCGCUGGUAUAGCCGAUAGGAUCCAGAAAGAAAUUGCAGCGUUGGCGCCCGCUUCAAUGAAAAUCAAAAUAAUCGCGCCGCCCGAGAGGAAGUAUUCGGUUUGGAUUGGCGGAAGUAUUUUGGCCAGUUUGACUACUUUCCAGCAAAUGUGGAUUUCGAAACAGGAGUACGACGAAUCUGGGCCUUUCAUUGUUCACAGAAAAUGCUUUUAAAUCAAAAAAAUAUACAUAUAUUUAUUAUACAUCUAUCUUUAUAUUUCUUGGAUAAAUAAAAAUUUUAUAUUUAUUAUUUAGUCGUUUAUGAUUCAUCACAGCACAGUCAGCAUGCCUAAAAAUUCCAAAAUGGAAUUUUUUUGAAUUCCUUAGCAUUUUUUGGAAUUUUUUGAAAUUUUU
This is a messenger RNA of Ceutorhynchus assimilis (cabbage seed weevil), 1630 nucleotides long. The record is from the annotation of a GenBank genome assembly. Lineage: Eukaryota; Metazoa; Arthropoda; Insecta; Coleoptera; Curculionidae.